AGAUCUUUUGGCUUCUAAAUCUCAUCCUCGGAAACGAGAUCUGCCGCUGAACUGAAACGAGAUCUGCCGCUGCUGCUGCUGUGUUCAGAUCUGCCACCAGCCCGGCGUUGCUCACCACCAGCUGCUGCUGCUGUGCUGUGCUCAGAUCUGCAGAGAAAUCCUCGCAUUCUUGGCAGCGCCGCUUUCAGGCCUCUCCGUGCCGCCGCCCUUGCCGGCUUGCUCAACCUUCUUUUGAUGCGCCGCCGCCCUCCCAGACUCGCCCAGCCUUCCCCGUCGCCUCGCCUUCCAUCAUCCGGCUGCUCUGCGUAAGGCUGAACGCUCAAGCGCCGAGUUUCCGAUGGCUACGACGGCAGAGUUCUCCGGCAAUGUUUCUCCACGAACAUCGGGCGCGUCUCCCCAGCAGCGUCCCCCGAAUGCUCUUUCUCCCCAGAAGUUCCCUCACCCUGCUGCUCUUCGUGAGGCUGAAGACUCCAGCGCCGAUUUUCGGGUUGCUGCGCCGAUUGCUUCCGCUCCGACAUCAGACAGAGGAGCCCUCAAUCUCCCCUUGAUUUCUGCAAAUUUUGAACAACAUUUCAAACCCUCGAAUGGGGUUUCUAAGCAAAACUUUCAAGUUAAUCUCAGGAGCACGGUGGAUGUCCCUGCUGCACCUGUUUCUGUGAAUUCGACUGAACAACAGAACGUUUCAUACGCUCGGAUUACUGCCCCUCCAACGGUUCGACAGCCGGAUUUACCAGCGCAUAAUUUUCGUGCCCUCCGUCCGGUUAGGCAUGGUGAUCAAGGCGAUAAGCCGAGGCAAUCUCGUGAGUUAAAGGCGGAACUUCAAUCGCUUUGGAAAAUUUCUUCUCCCUGGCACUUGAUGCCUAUGGGAAAGGGUUACUAUACUCUUAGAUUUCAGUCGCAAGAGGAUAAAGCCACUGCCAAAGCUAAUCUUUUAUGGAAUUUAUCUGUUGGAUCGCUUCGGUUACGUGAUUGGGUACGUUACUUUAAUCCCUACAAGGAAUCUUCUUCUCUCGCUCAGGUGUGGGUUCGGAUUUAUUAUUUGCCUGUGGAGUUUUGGCAUCCUGAAAUUAUUUCGGGUAUUGGAAGUUGGCUUGGACAGCCGUUGAAAAUUGAUGGAAAUUCUAUGACUGAAGAUGUAGGACACUUUGUGCGUAUGUUGGUUGAAAUUGAUUUGGCACAGCUUUUGCCGAUGACGCUUAAUAUUGAUGGAGGGGACAACGAGUUUUCAGUGGAGUUCAGUUAUGAAUAUAUACCUAUUUUUUGUCAUCGAUGCAAGAUUACGGACCGGAAUGGUACGCUAUCGGGAAGGCGGUGGUACAAGCUUCGGUGUUGAAUAACACUAAGGCUUUGGAAGCGGUAGAUAAUAAUGACUCUUCGGAUCAUUUGCAAGUUACAUCUGUUAAAGCUGUUGAGGUGAAGUCUGCUCUGACGGAGCGUGCUCAAGUUGAGCAGACCACGGGAGAGCAGAAGUCUGGGAAUUCCUUUGCCCCUUUGGUGACGACGGAGCAAUCAAGCGAGAUGGCUGACCUAACAGUUUACGGGCCGGAUACGGCUGUUUUGAAGCAGAUUAUUCAGCCAGCUAAUAGUGACGAGGAGGUGGACGAGGAUCUUGAGAUGGAGACCCCGUCUGGGAAGAAUGUUAAAGACUCUCCUACUCCAGAUUUUGCAAGUCGUAUUAAUCGGUUAGAGGAGCAGGUUAACCAGGGAAUACAAUUUCUUGUUGACCAAGCACCGCCUAAACGACGGGGACGUCCUCCAAAGGGUAUGGAGCGCCCGCGCGUCCAACAACCUUUGGAAGAUAGCAUAAAGAAUCGACUCCGUCAUGCGGAGGAAAUGGGUUAUAAGCCGAGGGAGUUUGUUAUAGAUAAUAGCAGAAGUGCUAGUAUCUGUGCUAUGAAUAAUAUCUCCAAAGGACGUUGGUCGGAUGAAAUGGAGAUGGACGACUUCUGCAACAACAUGGAUCAUUCUUGAGAUUGAGUUUCUGUACGCUGAAGUUUUAGGCUUCUUGCGUUUCCUCUUUUUUGUUUUUUUCUUUCUUUUGACAAGCUCCUUCUCGAGCCUCGGGCACCUUGUUUGCGUACUUGUGCUUUCACUGGUUUUUCCUUUAUCUUUUUAAUUAAACUACAAUUUAAUAAUUUCAUUCAAAUUUUAUUGCAUUGAUAAAAUUUUAAAUAACUACUUAAAUUUAAAUUUUCACGAAUGGCUUAAAAAACAAACUAUGUAUAAUUAAAUUUCAUAAUUAAUAGGAUUAGUUAAUAAUUAGAAAAUAUUCUAAAUCCGAUGUAAGUAUAAUUAAAUUAUUAGAAAUAUAAGAGAAUAAUUAUUAUAGAUAUACGUGUGUACAUUAACACUAUAUAUAUUAACAUAAAUAUAGUUUAGUAUUAAUAAUAUUUUAUUAAAAAAACAGAUUCAAAAUACUCUCUCUCCUCUCCUCUCUCUCCUGCAACUCUCUCUCUUCUGUAAAUAUUUCUCUCGUCUUCUGCCCCCCAAUCCCUACCAGCACCAGAACCAGAGAACCGCCAAUUCCUCCGCCACCGGUCUUCCUUCCCCCACAACCGCCGUCGCCGGUCUUCCUCCACCAACAACAGUCGUCGGUCUUUCUUGGAGAACCAGAAAAUCAAAAAAUCGAAUACCAGCAAAAUCAAAAAUCAAAAAUCGAGACCGGUCUUCAUCCGCCGCCAGUUUUCCUCCACCAACAACAUUCGUCGGUCUUUAUUCGAGAACCAGCAAAAUCAAAAAUCGAAAAAUUGAAUACCAAUAUUCUCAGCCAUCGGAGAGGCAAGUCGCCGCAACCACGGCCGCCUCGGAUUUCAAGCCCCAAGCCUCCUGAACCCUAGAUCUGCAACCUCCCCACAACCGCCGCCGCCUCCAAUUUCAAGCCCCAAUUCCAGAAGCGACCGCGCUGAGAAGGGAUGAAGAGAGAGUCAGGCGAAGGGAGGCGGCGCCGACGUCUAAGCGCCGGCCUCGCCGGAGUUCAGAGAGAGAGCCGACGAAUUUUUGGAGAAGGAGAUAAUUUUUUCUUCUGUGUUUU
Salvia miltiorrhiza (redroot sage) is the source of this 3031-nucleotide messenger RNA. RefSeq lists its product as uncharacterized. The transcript is spliced from 2 exons. The record is from RefSeq and is a predicted model, not a curated record. Bases 338 to 1333 code for a protein of 331 amino acids. NCBI's taxonomy places the organism in Eukaryota, Viridiplantae, Streptophyta, Magnoliopsida, Lamiales, Lamiaceae.